Molecule: messenger RNA, 1397 nt
Organism: Salvia miltiorrhiza (redroot sage)
Lineage: Eukaryota; Viridiplantae; Streptophyta; Magnoliopsida; Lamiales; Lamiaceae
Product: classical arabinogalactan protein 26-like
Exons: 1
Coding region: 771-1184 (137 amino acids)
Source: RefSeq, a predicted model, not a curated record
AAACCAAUAUCUAAUGGCAUAUUGUAAUUAAAUACCAAGAAAAUUAUAAAUAUGCCAUUAAGAUAUAUGAUUGAAUUCGAACUUAGACCAAUCUCAGGCAUGAGAUUGUGUGUUACACGGAUACUAAUGAGCUCAGUUCCUUAAAGUUGUCGUUUCUCCAUGAAUCUCAUUUUGUGCACACUGAAUUACACACUUCUUAAUAAACUUCUCACACUGGUAAACCAAAAUUAUUGAUGUGUUCAUUUAUUUUACAUUCUAAUUAAUAUCUUGUGACUUUGAAAAAUGUGGCAGUAUCAUGAGACAUCAUAAUUUCACGGGGUAGUGACUGAAUGUCAGAAACAGCCAAUUUAGAAAACGAUAGGACCAACCAAUUCACAUUCAUAUGUUUCCACAACAUCAUCCUAUUUACUAUUCAAGCUGUCUCUCAAGAAAGUAGGUAAAAAUUUACUCUUUAUACUCUCAUUGCAUCGACAACCGAAUAAUUAAAGAAUUUUACGUUGAAGACAAAGGCUAAAUUGAAAAGUUUGAUCUCGUUUAUCUACAGAAUUCUGAAAUAUGACACUUAUUUGAGAAUUAAAAGAAAUAUAGGUUAAAUCAUUGUAUGUAGAUGCUAUUUAAUGUAUUUCACAAGAUGCAGCACUUACAUACCCCACCCCUCAACCCCAACCCCUUAUAGAUACAACCAUUCACACCUCACACCCAAAAAAAGCAGCAUUUAUUUCUAGAUCAAAAAGUCUUCUCUUUUUAGCAAACAAUAAACAGUGUCAUUGAUGGCUCACUCCAUAUCAGCAUUCUUGAUUCUUCUUACAACAAUCUCUCUAACAUUCUCAUGGACAUCAGCUUCAGCUUCAGACAGCAAUAUCAAUCUGCCUGCCUCCACCAUCUCUGCUGCACCUUCUUCUUCUCUUUCUCUCUCAUCUUCACUACCCCCUGAUAUCUCUCCUCUUUUCCCCACACCUCAGCUCUCUCCAACUGAAUCAUCACUCCCCAUAAUCCCCUCAACUCCCAGCCCUCCAAAACCUGAUGAUGAUGCAAUGGCAGCUCAAGGGCCAGUUUUGGCCGCCGCGCCGUCUCGAUUCUUGCCGGAUUCUUCCUCUCUCAGCCUGGUGAGUGGUGGGGGAUUCCUGAGCUCACUGCUGCUUUCUGGUUUGGUGGCAUUUGGUUUGCUGCACCUUUCUCAUUAGUGUUGUGUGGUUUACAUAUAUUUGCAUAGCUGUGGUUGCUGAUUUUUUAAACUGUGGUUGCUACAUUGCGUGGAAUGUGAAUGAAUUUGUUGUAUUCAUGUUUAGUGAUUAGUAAGUAUAUAGUAUAGAUAUAUUUGAGGUAGAGGGGUCGGAAAAGAGGGGUGUGGAACAUGUAACUAAUUCUGGUAGUGCAAUAAUGGCCUUCAAGGAAAA